Molecule: messenger RNA, 1576 nt
Organism: Psammomys obesus (fat sand rat)
Lineage: Eukaryota; Metazoa; Chordata; Mammalia; Rodentia; Muridae
Gene: Morn3
Product: MORN repeat containing 3
Exons: 7
Coding region: 70-951 (293 amino acids)
Source: RefSeq, a predicted model, not a curated record
UGCGCAUUGGCCAACGCUGGCCUGGGAAGCAACGGAAAGGAGACUCUGGGAGUUACGCCUGCGCUCUGGAUGCCCGUCGCGGAAGAAGAAGCCGGCAUUGCCAGCUUGCUUUGCUGUUACCGUAACAACCUCCCGGGGGCCUCACAGUCCUGUUUAACUCUAGCUGAAUGGAAACUCAAAGCUGCUAGUACAGCCUCCUCCACCACCAUCACAGAAGCACCCAUCAUGCCAGUCACCAAGUACCCCAAAAAAGCAGAGCCCCUGUGGAAAAAAUGGGAGCAGAAAGCCCAGAAGAAUGGACGGAGGCACCAAGUGUUCGCUGUGAAUGGUGAUCACUACGAGGGCGAGUGGAGUGACAACCUGAAACAUGGGAAAGGAACACAGUUCUUGAAGAAGAGUGGUGUUGUGUAUGAAGGGGACUGGAAGUUUGGGAAGCAAGAUGGCUAUGGCAUCCUUAGUCACCCUGACCCAGAGACUGGAAAGUACAGGAGGGUGUACUCAGGCUGGUGGAAAGGCGGUAAGAAAUCGGGCUAUGGGAUCCAGUUUUUCGGACCCAAGGAGUAUUACGAGGGUGAGUGGUGUAACAACCAGCGCAGCGGGUGGGGACGCAUGUACUACCACAACGGCAACAUCUACGAAGGCCACUGGCAGAACGACAAGCCUGACGGGGAGGGCAUGUUGCGGCUGAAGAACGGAAACAGAUAUGAGGGCAAUUGGGAGAGAGGCAUGAAGAACGGGCGUGGGCGUUUCUUUCAUCUGGACCAUGGUCAACUGUUUGAAGGCUUCUGGGUGGAUGACGUGGCCAAGUGUGGCACCAUGAUUGACUUCGGCCGUGAUGAGGCCCCUGAGCCCACCCAGUUCCCCAUUCCUAAGGUGGAGAUUUUAGACCCAGAUGGCGUGCUGAAAAAAGCAAUAGCUAAACUGAUGAAUCCUGAGGAGGGACACAACUGAUGCCAGUUGAGAAGACACAGCCGCCUGCCCUCUCUGAUGGCUGAGGCCGCUCUGGGUCCCCGAACACUGAAGGGCUCAGCAGACGACCAGAGAGGGCAGGUUUCUUGCCUCGAGUGGUCCAGAUUUUCCUUCCUGGUCACUCCUCUUUGAAAUGCGUUCCCAGAAGACCAAGUGCAUUCCAGUCCUGCCCGGCUCCCCUCAGUUGCAUUCUCAGCCUCCUGGGGUGGUUCACGCCUUCUCAAGGCCCUUGCACAUGGCUGUGGGUUGUUGGUGGGGCCUUGUCUUGGGGUGGCUGUGGGGCUUUAGGGAGAGGGUGCGGGUGGUUUAUUUCUGAUCCUAGCUCCGGCAUCAUCCCCUCCAGUGCAGACACUGCAUGGAGGCUCAGGAGAAACUCCAGCCUGUGUCACCAAACUGCUCAGACCGGUGGAGCUCCUGCAGGAGGAACAAGCAGUGUCUCUGGGCACACCCCUGGCUUCUCCAGAGGGACCUACUCCUCCAGACACUAGGUUUUUCUUUGCCAGUAGGAGUGGGGUAUUCCUUCUCCCUCAGGACCCACUGGUUUAAAGUCUUUGCCCUAUGGUGUUAUAUCUGAGUUCAUGAAAAUAAAAAACAUGGUGGCCCAUAA